AUGGAGCCUGUUCAAGAAGACUUCAUGACUGCUUUACAGAAAAGGAAGAGAAAUCUUACGAAAAAAUUGGAAAGAAUAAAACUCAAGGAAGCAGAAGUGAAAGCUUCUGGGAAAGAAGUUAAAGGGGAAGAAAAGAAAAUGCUAGAUUCUAAAUCACAAACAGAAGAUUUCUUACUCUUUUUUGAUAAGAAAUAAUUUGAAAUAAUAGGAAAUCCAUUUUUAUUGCAUUUCAUUUUUUUUUAAUUAAUGUAAAUUUUUUGAUGAUGAGUGAAUUUAGCUGAAGUCGAAAAAAUUAUUGAACUCUGCAAAAACCCUCAGCCAGAAGCUCCAAAAGAAAAGAAGCCAGUUGAGCACAAAGUAGAAGAAGAUAGAAGCAUCGAUGCUGUCAAUUUAUGGGUCUUAGGAGAGUUCUUAAAGAAUUCAGAAAUUAAAGAUAAAUUCAAACAAGAAAAUCCAAGUGAAGGCGACCUAGAAUCAUUUCUCCACUUUCAUAGCGGCUGCAGAGGACAAGCUGGAGAUAGGUUUUCUACUAUUUUAGAUGACCUCCAAAAAUCGGUAAAGUCCUACCUUAAUCAAAGUGAUCAGGUUGCUCCUGGAACUCUUACUCAAGUAUAGCAUCCCGCGCGAUAUUUUUUUAAGAAAGACGUUUAUCUCCAUUGAAUAUUAAAAACUAUAAAAAUGUUAUUAAAUAAGCUUUCCAAUAUUUUUUAAAUAAAAGAAAACUAAAAUAAAAGAAUAUUUACUGCCAUAGUACAGAAGAAGAGCUAGAACAUAUAAAGGUCUUUAUGAAUUUGCAGCACGAGCUCAAAAGUGGUGCGAAACCCAAGUACGUCCAGAUGAGCCUGUAAAGCCAGAGUUAUCUUUGGAAACCACAGAAGUCCAUCAUCAUGUAGCUCAGCAAAACACUUUGCCGCCCCCUGAACCAGUUCAAGUUCAAGAGCCAGCAAAAGUUGAGGAGCCUGCUCCUGUUGAAGCAGUUGUGGAAGAAAUUCCUCAAAAGCCUGAAGAAGAAACGAAAGUAAUAUUAGAGCAUGGAGGAGUUAUCUCAAGCAAUUGGGCUGAUAUUGAGGAUGAGGAAGAAGAAGAACUGCCUAACCCUCUUCUAUUAUAAAUAAGACCAUUUCUAUUUUAAAAAAAAUUUUGGAUGCAGAUUUUAAUAUAAAUUUAAGAUAUGUUAUUAUAGAUUGAAGAGUAAGGAAGAAGUGAAGGAAGAUACAAAGAAAGUUGAUCCAGAAGACGAAGGUUUUGUUGAAGUAGGACGCAAAAAGCCUAAACGACAGCCUCCACCUCAAGAAGCUGAAAAGCCUAUUCUUUAUGACUCGAAUAUGAUUUUUCUAAUAAAGUUAAAUCUAAAGAUUAAUAGUACUAGAAAUCAAUAGAAAUAGUAUAGAGGAAGAGGAAAAUACAGAGGAAGAGGAGAGGGAAGAGGAGAGAGAAGACCAAGAAGACCAAGAGGUUAA
Molecule: messenger RNA, 1460 nt
Organism: Blepharisma stoltei
Lineage: Eukaryota; Ciliophora; Heterotrichea; Heterotrichida; Blepharismidae
Source: the annotation of a GenBank genome assembly